Molecule: messenger RNA, 1170 nt
Organism: Ochotona princeps (American pika)
Lineage: Eukaryota; Metazoa; Chordata; Mammalia; Lagomorpha; Ochotonidae
Exons: 7
Biological process (GO): intracellular signal transduction; protein phosphorylation
Cellular component (GO): cytoplasm
Molecular function (GO): protein serine/threonine kinase activity; ATP binding
Source: RefSeq, a predicted model, not a curated record
GCACAAGCAGCAGCAGCGGCAGGGGGUACUAUCAUUGGUGCCUAUCGCUUGGGAUCCACGCUCGGAGUUGGAACAUUCGGGAAAGUUAAACUGGGUCAUCAUCAAAAGACGGGAAAAAAAGUGGCGGUGAAGAUUAUUAACAAAGCGAAAAUGGAAGCAAUGGAUAUGCAUGAAAAGAUCCGAAGAGAAAUCAAAAUACUCCAAUCUCUCAGUCAUCCACACGUCAUUCGUUUAUAUGAACUUAUCGAUACUCCAACGGAUAUCUUUUUAGCCAUGGAAUACGUACAAGGAGGGGAGUUGUUUGAUCACGUCGUGCAGAGAACCCGCGUACCGGAAUAUGAAGCGCGUCAUUUUUUUCAGCAAAUUGUUUCGGGUGUGGACUACUGCCAUCGGCAUAUGGUGUGUCACCGUGACUUAAAACCAGAGAAUGUUCUUCUAGAUGAAGAGUUGAAUGUGAAAGUCGGCGAUUUCGGUCUAUCAAAUUUUUUGAGGGAUGGAGCUUUCCUAAAAACAUCGUGCGGAUCGCCAAAUUACGCUUCACCAGAAGUUGUGUCUGGAAAGUCAUAUGCAGGAACUGAAGUGGAUGUGUGGUCACUAGGUGUCAUUCUCUAUGCAUUGCUGUGUGGCUCUCUACCAUUCGAUGAUGAGCAUGUACCAAAUCUCUUCAAGAAAAUCCGUCAUGGAAAUUUUCUCUUACCAGGACACCUAUCGGAGCUCGCUCGCCAUUUAAUUAUACGCAUGCUGGUGGUGGAUCCUUCCCAACGCAUUACCAUCGCAGAAAUUAUGCAGCACCCGUGGUACAGACAUAACCUGCCCUCAUAUCUCUCUGAUAAUAGCUACUUAACAAAUUCAGCUUGUUAUUCGAAAAUGGACCCCUCGAUUAUUCUGCAAUUAAAGAAGCUCGGGUACGAUGUAAACGAGCGAGUCGUUCUGCGUGGUGGUGGUGGUGACGGGACCAGUUCAACGCAUGGCGUACUUCUACCGCCACGCACUUGGAUAGCGUACCAACUGCUGGCUGAUCAUCCAGACAAGAAGCCCUCGUUUUAUUAUCUUCUCUACUGCUACUACUGCUACAACUACAACUGUUUGGUGUAUUACCUUUACUACUACUACUACUCCUUGUAUCAUUACCACGUACAUUACCGUAACUACAACAACAACUACUGUUGA